AUGGUUAGGGCCGAUGCAUCCGUGAGCAUCAAGGUGCUCCUGAACGCCACGGCAGCGCACUUUGGUUUUAGGCCGACUUACCGGAGGGUUUGGAUGGCGAAGCAGAAAUCUAUUGCCCUCAUAUACGGUGACUGGGAUGAGUCCUACAACGACCUGCCUAGGUGGGUCUUGGGUGUCCAGCUGACGAUGCCUGGGAGUGUUGUGGUCCUGAAGACGAGCCCGGUUCGAGUUGGAGGACAGGUGGACGAAUCUCAAGCGUACUUCCACAGACUUUUCUGGACUUUCCCGCCCUGCAUCGAGGCAUUCCGUCAUUGCAAGCCGCUAAUCAGCAUUGACGGCACACAUUUGUAUGGGAAGUAUGGGGGAACGUUGCUCAUCGCGAUUGCACAGGAUGGGAACUCCAACAUUCUACCUGUGGCAUUCGCACUAGUAGAGGGUGAGAACGCGGAAUCCUGGACAUUCUUUCUCUCACACCUUCGACAGCACGUGACCCCGCAGCCCGGUCUGCUGGUUAUAUCGGACAGGCACAACGGCAUCAAGGCUGCACUUGAGGCCCCUGACGGCGGUUGGCUACCGCCAUCUGCGUACCGUGCAUUCUGCAUACGACACGUUGCGGCUAAUUUUGCCCUAACCUUCAAGGGCAAAGAUGCUAGGAGGCUACUAGUGAACGCGGCGUAUGCGAAGACCGAGGUUGAAUUUGAUUACUGGUUUGAUAUCCUGCGAUCUGAAGAUCCGGCGAUGUGUGAGUGGGCGAACCGGAUUGAUUACUCGUUGUGGACUCAGCAUCGUGAUGAGGGGCGGAGAUUCGGUCACAUGACGACGAACAUCUCCGAGUGUGUGAACUCUAUCCUGAAGGGGGUCAGAAAUCUCCCUGUAGCAUCCCUGGUGAAGGCAACAUAUUGUAGGCUUGCGGAACUGUUUGUUCGCAAGGGGAGAGAGGCUGAGGCCCAGAUGGGAACAGGACAACAAUUCAGUCAGCAUUUGGUGAAGUGUAUUGAGGCCAACAUGAAGACGGCCAGGUGCUUCACGGUGACGCUGUAUGACCGGGAUAACUCCGAGUUCACUGUAGCAGAGACUACUCCGACUGGUUCUUUCUCCUUGGGUACUUACAGAGUAUCACUUGCCUCUCGGACAUGUGACUGCGGGUACUUCCAGGCUCUUCAUUUCCCGUGUCAGCACGCACUUGCGUGCUGUGCAUACUCACGGGUCACCUGGACCUCUUACGUUCACAGCGUCUAUCAGAUUAGCUCGGUCUUCAAUGUGUAUCGGAUGGGAUUCACACCUCCCAUCCCGGAGGGCUUCUGGCCACCUUACGACGGGCCCACAGUGAUUCCAGACCCUGCCAUGAGGCGUGCCAGAGAGGGUCGUCCUAGAUCCACUAGGAUACGGACGAACAUGGACGAGGCGGAUCCGAAUCGGCCAAAGAGGUGCGGCCUAUGUCGCCAACCUGGACACACGCGACGUAGUUGCCCACAGGUAGCUCGGCACGUGGUCCCCAUCCUCGCCGACUUCUCUGUCCGUGGCUUGGACCAACUCGCCUUCGGGUCACCAUUUGCCAUCGUCUCUGCUCUCGCCGUCAUCUCGCCGGUUGCUGCCGUGUCUCCGUUGAAGGUUAGUGGCCCUGCUCUCACAAAAAAUACAUGUUUCAAAGAAACUAUUGGUAAAAGGCGUUUCGGUUAUAGAGAUUGCGAUGCUUUUCAUGAUGCAGGGCUCCAAUCCAAUACGUGUAUCCCUUUUGAUUUUCUGAAAUUCAGAGCUUAUGACAAUGCUGCUAUCAAAUGCAAUGGAAGGGAAGCAGUGACUAACUUUGAGCCAAGUGGCAUUCAUAAUCUUGAACUUAAUUUGAGCAUAGCAACUCCAGGACAUGGUCUGAAAGAAAAUAGGGGGCAACUCCAGUUCUCCUGGGUCCCUUACAGCAUGCAUGCUAGAAGAACAAUGGUAUAG
This is a messenger RNA of Arachis stenosperma, 1944 nucleotides long. RefSeq lists its product as uncharacterized. NCBI's taxonomy places the organism in Eukaryota, Viridiplantae, Streptophyta, Magnoliopsida, Fabales, Fabaceae. Gene Ontology annotation, molecular function: zinc ion binding; nucleic acid binding. Bases 1 to 1944 code for a protein of 647 amino acids. The transcript is spliced from 4 exons. The record is from RefSeq and is a predicted model, not a curated record.